This is a messenger RNA of Cimex lectularius (bed bug), 1334 nucleotides long. RefSeq lists its product as uncharacterized. Gene Ontology annotation, biological process: sensory perception of smell; detection of chemical stimulus involved in sensory perception of smell. Gene Ontology annotation, molecular function: olfactory receptor activity; odorant binding. The record is from RefSeq and is a predicted model, not a curated record. The transcript is spliced from 4 exons. Bases 178 to 1287 code for a protein of 369 amino acids. Lineage: Eukaryota; Metazoa; Arthropoda; Insecta; Hemiptera; Cimicidae. Gene Ontology annotation, cellular component: plasma membrane.
UCCAAGUGGGACGAGGAAGUCGGAGAAUACAACAAGAAAGUUUAUUACAAUUUACUAUGGCUUGCUUGCAUUUAUCCAAAAACAAAAGGCUCGUAUCUUUACUUAACCAUAUUCCAGUUUACGUUCUUUACUUUAAUCUGCGUCCCUUUUUCCAUCCUUUCUAUCUGCACGGCUUUCAUGUGUUCGGAGGAUUUUAUAUUCGCAUCCGAAUACUUUCUGAACGCGUCUUUUGCCCUUUUCACCCAGAGCAUCUUCACGUUCAUUGGCAUAAGGGCAGACGCGAACACGACCAUCCAUAAAAUAAUUAUAAAAGAAUUUCCGAAAUACAAAAACAUCGACAGAUCCGUGUUGGCUAAGAUAAACGAGGUGAACAAAGAGCAGGAAAUACACCUAAAGUUGCUGGUAUUUUUCAUGUCGCUCGCCGUACCCAACCUUCUAUUCCUGGAACCUUUCCUGGAGGAUCUCUACGACAGUAAAUCGAUUAAAAUACAAAACGGUGAUGAAAGGUUAAUCAUGCCGAUGUGGAGCCCGGAUCCUGAAAACCUAUUCGUCCAUUACGUAAUUUUCAGCAUUCAAAUAUUUCAGCCGUGUAUAACUUCUAUAGUUUCACUCACUGGCAUAUUUUUUUUCAUGAAUUUGUCUCAUUCUCUCAUUGAACAGCUCAGAAUAUUAAAUUGGUCGAUAUCUAACUUGGAGAAAAGAGCCAAAAGUCAUUAUCUGUCUGUUAUAAAAAAUGACAAAAAUAAUACUAAGUGGACUUACAUGGACUCAAUAGAUCUGUGCCUGAACGAAAAUAUCGCACAUUUAAACAUUUUAAAAAGGUUUAAAAAAGGAUUUCAAGAUGUGACCUCUCCUACUUUGUUCUGCGUGUUCACACUGGCGACCUUUUUUAUUGCCUUCACCGGCUACGUUAUCCUAGAAAGCGAAGGACACCCUGGAAAAUUGACGUUUGCCGUCAACGUGAUCAUAAUCGAGGUGUACUCUCUUGGAUUUUUCAACACUUUUGGCCAAUACGUCAUCGACGAGGUAUUCCACAUAGAUAAUAUAACAUUUCAUAUCAAACAACUUUUGCGUCAACAGAGCGAGAAACUACGUCAUUCCGUCUACGGCGUAGACUGGUACCAUUUGGACAAAAGGUGUUGCAAGAAGUUACAUAUUUUGCAGACAAUGUGCCUGGAGCCGAUGGUUCUUAUCGUUGGAGGACUGUUGCCGCUCAACAUGGCUUCUUUCCAGAAGGUUUUAAACUCGUCUUACUCAGUUGUUAACAUGCUAAUGGCUUUUAAAUGAUUGUUAAAUGUAAAGAUUAACAUUUCGUAAAGAUUGCCUAUAAAUGA